Molecule: messenger RNA, 1133 nt
Organism: Melospiza georgiana
Lineage: Eukaryota; Metazoa; Chordata; Aves; Passeriformes; Passerellidae
Gene: CCDC71L
Product: coiled-coil domain containing 71 like
Exons: 1
Coding region: 144-983 (279 amino acids)
Source: RefSeq, a predicted model, not a curated record
GCAGGACAUCGAUCGCUGCUCGCACCCGGCGGGCGCCCUGGCGGCGGCCGGAGCCUGCCUUCGGUGCUGCCUCCGCUCUGCCUUCGCUCUGCCUUCGCUCUGCCUUCUCGGCGUCUGUCCCGCCACCCCGUCCCGCUGCCUCCAUGACCCGCAGUAGGAAGCAGGCGGCGCUGGAGAGAGGAGCCGGGAAGAUGAACACAGAGGCGGGGAGCGCCGCGGCGGCGGCCGCGGGAGCCCGAGCGGCGACGCCGGCAGGGGCAGCCGGCGGCGAACCGGCGGCCGCCGCCUGGGGGCUGGAGGGGGAGGCGGAGAAAGUUGUGUACUCGCGCUCGCAGGUCUCCUUCGCCGGCACCAAGGCGCUGGGCGACGCCCUCAGGCUCUUCAUGCCCAAGUCCACGGAGUUCAUGAGCUCCGACUCGGAGCUGUGGAACUUCCUCUGCAGCCUCAAGCACGAGUUCUCCCCGGUCAUCCUCCGCAGCAAGGACGUCUACGGAUACUCCUCCUGCCGCGCCGUCGUCCCUGACCCGCCGCCGCCCUCGGAGCGGCCCCGCCGCCGCGCCGGCAAGCGGCGCCUCCCGGCCGCCGACGCCAAGCGCCGGGCCGGGGCGGCGGGCGGCAGCGCCAAGCGGCGGCGGCGGCGGCGGCGCCGCAGGAGGGAGCGGGGCAGGCAGCGGCCCGCGGCCGGUGGCCCCCGCGGCCAGGAGGAGGCGGCGGCGGAGGCGCCUGAGCCGCCGGGCCAGCAGGCGGACAGCGAGCAGGGCAGCCCGGCGGCGGCCGCCUGGGAGCCGUUCGGCGGCAAGUCGCUGGAGGAGAUCUGGAAGGCGGCCACCCCUCGCCUCACCACGUUCCCCACCAUCCGUGUGCGGGGCAGCAUGUGGAGCCGGCGGAGCCUGGCGGCGGCGCGGCGGCGGGCGCAGCGGAUCCUCGGCGUGGACCUGUCCCCCGUGGUGCGGGUGCGCCGCUUCCCCGUGGCACCGUCCUGAGCCCGCGGGGGCUCCGCUCCCCGCGCCUCACCUUGGCCGCGGUGCGGACAAAGAGACCGGUAUCAGUCACCUGUUUACAUUGCUUUUGUCUGGAUCGUGUUCUGCUGCUGCACUUUAUGGGCCGCUCGGGCGGCGCCGGGCCCCCCGCCG